AGAUGAUGGAGGGUGACGAGGAAGAGGAGGAGGAAGCUGUGUUUAUCAAAGUAACCGUACAUUUACUCGUUUACAUUUACCUUUAUUGAGUAUUUGCAUAGCUCCACUAGACUACACCCCACAGGGAAAUAUUACUCUUUACUUCACUACAUUUGUCGCAACAAUAGUUUGAUUUGGUUAACACGUUAAUGCAUAUACUUUAAUACUUACAAGUACAUUUGCCCUUAAAACUUACAUAUUUUUUACUAAUUAAAUAUUGAAUGCGAGGUUUUUAUUUAUAAUGGCGUUUUCUUCCAACGAGCUGUUAAGUAAAAUAGUAGUAAAAUCAGUAGUAUAACGAAGCUUAAUAUCCUUCCACACAUGCACUGUAGCCUGCUGAUGAACAGCCCUGCUGAACAGAACAUAAUUUGUCGUGUGCAUACAUGUUCGUCAUGUGCCUCAUAGUCAAAUUUCAGAUGAUUGUCAGGUGUGGUGUUCCGAUGAAACGAAAACGAAAAUGACCGCGUUUAAAUAGCAGCUCCCUGAAACAGAGAGCUAAACCGACACAGAGAGGGAGAGACUACCGAGUCAGAGGGACAGCUGCUGGAAUAACAGCAGACAAGCAUCCUCCGCUCGGAAAGCGUCAGAUCAGUGGAAAUACUGAUGUCAAGUGGAUUUUAGACAAGAAAUCGUCAGUGUUGCCAACUUAAAUUUCAACGAGUGCCACAUGGAAAGACUGACUUUGAUAACAGGGAGAAGAGGCCCAGGUAAUGGCACCGAUACUGGCCAAAAUGCUAGUGGAGGAAGAGAGGGAAGGCAAGGAGGUGCACAAGGAGAUAGAGCAACAGAGGGCAGAAGAAGAGCACAAAGUCGUGGGGGUUGUCGAGAUGAAAGGGAGGAGACAGAUGGAGGAGGUGGAGGGAUGCGUGGGAGAGGCAGAGGAAUAGGAAACCUAGGAAGAGGGGGUGAAAGAGGUGCAGGAAGAUGGAGGGAUGGAGGAGGAGGAGGUGAAGGGGUGCGGGGGAGAGGAAGAGGAAGAGGAGCAGCAGGGCUGGGGGGCCAAAGAGAUGCAGGACGACAGAGAGGAGGAGGAAGGGGGAGGGGCGGAAAUGGAGGAGAAGGUGGGAUAAGAAGAGAUGGUGCAGCUGAAAGAGAAGGAGCAAGAAGGGGGUUGUUAGAAAUGGGUUUAAGGCGUGGAGGACAUAGUCUGGAUAGAAGAGGAGGGCGAGGGGGCGAGAGAAGAGAGGGUGUGGGAGACAGACAGGAGAGGUAUGGAGGGAGCAGAGCUGGGGCACCUCAGGGUCACGGACUGAGCUAUAAAACUCUGAACGAACUCUCUGAAAAAGAGCCGUCUGUGGUGGCCAUCACCCUGUCCUCUCACCCCGCCCUACAGCACGUCCUGAAUGGGACAGCAAUGGGGAAGGACCCCGUGGAGCUCCUCUGCCGGGUGCUGAGUAAAGCCUUCCAAUCACGGACAGACAGAAGCACCUUGCAGCACCUGGCUGGUGUCAUAAAAGAUUCAGGGUUCUUCCGCACCGGCCUGCCCCACUACCUGGCAGGCAUGGAGUCAGAGUUCAAUGCCGUCCGCAGGGCACAAUACCCACAACACCUGGAAAACAUCCUGGCUGUUGUGUCAGAGGUCCUCAGCAUGUUCCCUGCUAGCUCGGUCCAGGCGUGCAGUCUGCUGCUGACGCAGCUCCAAGCCUCCAUCAACAGCCUGAAAACAUCAGGAGUGGAAAUCCAGCCUCAGACGGAGGAGAGCGUGGAGAAUCUUCAGGGUCUGAUCAGGCACCUGAAGGAGAGAUCCAGGGAGGGCACCCUGCGCUCCGACAGGGACACUUACGCCCUCCUGCGAGCUGGCGGUGAUAACCCAGGUGAAGAAGAGCAGCAAGAUUUCAGGACCAUACCCAUCUACCCGACUCCUGAGGAGUUCCAUCAGGACCACAGGCCCUUCCUGAGACCCAACCUCACCUCUCAGCGCUACACAAACACCCACCUCUACCUUGACACGCACUUCCGACUGCUGAGAGAGGACUUUGUGCGGCCGCUCCGGGAGGGGAUCCAGCAGUUGCUUUGGAACCAAAUGGACGUGGGCAGGGGCGACAGUCCACUGAAGAAGAAGCGCUUUGACGAUAUCAGAGUGUAUUUUGACACACGGCUGGUGGUGCCCAAGUGCACGCACACUGGUCUCGCCUACGUAGUCCAGUUCGACAUUCAGCCACUUCAGUUUGUGCGUUGGCAGAACUCCAAGAGGCUGAUCUACGGCUCCCUGGUCUGCCUGUCUUGUGAUAAUUUUGAGAGCUUCUUGUUUGCCACAGUGACAGAUCGUGAUCCCAAAGACCUGCAGAAGGGACAGGUUCAGAUUACCUUCACUGAAGAAAGCAGAUUCAAGUUGGCCGGAAUGCAGAAAGACCAGUUGUUCCUGAUGGUUGAGACCACUGCCUACUUUGAGGCCUAUCGGUACGUUCUGGACGGCCUAAAGGAGCAGGAGGAGGACAGCCUGCCCUUUCAGAGGUACAUUGUGGAGUGCGAGACAGAUGUGCAACCUCCAGAAUAUCUGCAAAGAACAGAUAUGUACGACCUGUCAUCCAUUGCUGACCCCGACUAUAUGGACAGGAUACAACCCUUUCACAGCCUGAAGGAAGAUGCCUGGCCGAGAAUGGAGGAGCUGGGGCUGGAUGAGUCGCAGAUGAGAGCCUUCCAGCUGGCCCUCACGAAGGAACUGGCCAUCAUACAGGGACCUCCUGGCACUGGAAAAACCUACGUUGGCCUUAAGAUCGCUCAGGCUCUGUUGACCAAUCAGGAUCUUUGGAGAGAUAGAAUUGGCUCAGCUCCGAUGCUGGUAGUGUGUUACACUAACCAUGCCCUGGAUCAGUUCCUUGAGGGUAUUCAUACAUUUCUGCAAGAGGGCAUAGUGAGAGUAGGAGGCCGCAGCAACAGCGAGAUCCUGAAGCGUUUCAAUCUGAGGGAGCUGACCCACUCACCCAACUUCAGAAAUUCGCUGCCGCGUCACCUGCGCUGUGCAUAUAAUGAGAUUCACAAGCAGCUGUGUCAGGAGGAGAGGGGGAUCCAGAGCCAGAGUAUGAAGCUGGAGUGUUCUCUGAAAGGUGUCCUGCGUGAAUGCUUCUUGCAGAAGUUCAUAUCACGCAGACACUGGGACGCUCUGCACCAACCACCCACACACGAUGAGUUCAUGAUUUGGAAUGAGAGGAAGCCCAGCCUGAUAAUGGAGUGGUUGGGUUUGGGUUCCACUGCCUUCCUGCAGAGGGAGACAGAGAAUGCCACUGGAAAUGAAGACACAGCAGCAGCGGAAGCGAUGGAGCUGGAAGAAGAGGACCUCAUUGAAAUCGCAGAGGAAGCAGAUCUGAUCCAGGCAGAGCGGAUUAUUGACGACAACCUUGGUCACAGAGUUGGAAAAAAUGACAGAAAGAAGGGAGACACAGAGGAGGCUCUCAGACAAGUAGAGCAACUGAUGCUGGCCAUGAACCUGGAUAAAGCUGAGAUACAGGCUCAGCAGAGCGAGGAAGGAUGGGAGAUGCAACGGGACCAGAAGAGAAAAAUGAAGAGCAAAAUCAGGAAAGAGCUGGGGAAGAGCUCGGCUAUGACAGAACAAGAGGAAAAUGCCGUCUUGGAUAUUUGGACCCUUAGCCUGCCGGACAGAUGGAGACUCUAUCGGUUGUGGGUGGCACGCUACAGGGUAGAGCUUUGCACCAGAGUCCUAGAGUCUGAGCAGGCCUAUCAGAACGCAGUGGACAGAUUGGCUGAUGUGAAACGUCGUGAGAGCCUCUGUCUCCUCAAGGAAGCCACGGUUAUUGGCAUGACAACAACAGGGGCGGCCAAGUAUCGUAAAGUUCUGCAGGAAGUGCGCCCAAGUCUGGUGAUCGUAGAAGAGGCUGCAGAGGUUCUCGAGGCCCACACCAUCACCACACUGAGCCAAGCAUGCCAACACCUCAUCCUCAUCGGAGACCACCAGCAGCUGCGGCCCACUGCCACAGUGUAUGAACUCGCUAAGAACUUCCACCUGGAGAUGUCCAUGUUUGAGAGGCUGGUGAAGAUGGGGCUUCCUUUUGUCAGACUCAACUACCAGCAUCGUAUGAGGCCCGAAAUUGCCCGCCUUCUGACCCCACACAUCUACUCAGAGCUGGAAAACCACCCCUCUGUGUUGGACUAUGACAACAUCAAAGGCCUUAAUACCAAUUUAUUCUUCGUGGAGCACAAACACCCAGAAGAAGAGAUCAAAGAUGGAAGAAGCCAUCAGAACCGACACGAGGCGAUGUUUGUAGUCGCUCUUUGCCGCUAUCUUCUCUUUCAGGACUACAAACCAGAGCAAAUUACCAUCCUCACAACCUAUUCGGGCCAGCUCCACUGUCUGCGCAAACUUAUGCCUGCCAGCCAGUUCACAGGGGUCAAAGUGCACGUAGUGGACAAGUACCAGGGAGAAGAGAACGACAUUGUCUUGUUGUCUCUGGUCCGCAGCAACCUGCAAGGAAAAGUUGGCUUUCUGAACAUUCCCAAUCGUGUCUGUGUAGCCUUGUCACGUGCCAAGAAAGGUCUUUACUGUAUUGGCAACAGUGCAAUGCUGGGACAAGUCAACCUGUGGAGCAACAUCUUCUACACCUUGAGGGAGAAGGAGCAGGUCGGCAGUGCUCUGACCCUGUGCUGUCAGAAUCACCCAAAUAAACAGGUGAGAGCUUCUCGUGCUGAGGAUUUUAAUCAAGCCCCUGAGGGGGGCUGCACCCUGCCUUGCGACUUCCGUUUGGAUUGUGGCCACGUUUGCUCAAGUGUCUGCCACCCCUACGACCCUGAGCACAAAAAGUACAAGUGUCUCAAGAAGUGCCAGAAGAUUUUAUGCGGCCUGGGACACAAGUGCACACUAGAGUGUCACAAAGCAUGCCCAAAGAAAUGCCCAGUGAAAGUUGAAAAGAUCAUACCCCAGUGUCAGCACACACAGAUGGUUCCUUGCCACCAGGACCCAAAGACAUUUACAUGCCGGGAGCCUUGCCAGAAGCUGCUUCACUGUGGACAUCCAUGCGAUUCACUGUGUGGGGAACCAUGCACCAGUAAGUGCAAGGUGAAGGUAACCUUAAAACUAAGGUGCGGCCACAGCCAGCAAGAUGCUUGCUUUUACAAAACACAGACAGAGGAGCCCGAAUGUAGGACCCCCUGUGAGCAUCAGCUAAAAUGUGGCCAUACGUGUCGUGGUAACUGUGGCAAGUGUUAUCAGGGACGAUUCCAUUACGCAUGCUUUCACCAGUGUGAGCGUCUCCUGAUUUGCUCUCAUAAGUGCAGGGAGCCUUGCACUCGCAAUUGUCCCCCCUGUCAGAGACCAUGUGAGAAUUGCUGCGUCCACAGCAAGUGCAUGAAACCGUGUGGACAGCCCUGUGCUCCGUGCGUCGAGCCCUGCACAUGGCAAUGCCCCCACCAAAGCUGCAGUAAACUCUGCCAUGAGCCAUGCGAUCGUCCGCCAUGCAACCAACCCUGUGCCAAGACCUUGGACUGCGGCCACCCCUGCAUAGGUCUGUGUGGAGACAAAUGUCCAAGCAAAUGUCGCGUCUGCAAUCACGAUGAGGUCACAGAGAUUUUGUUCGGCACUGAGGAUGAGCCAGAGGCUUACUUCAUUCAGCUGGAGGACUGUGGACACAUCAUUGAAUGCACGGCCAUGGACAAAUACAUGGAGAUGGAUGAGGUGGCCAUAAAACUGAAGGAGUGUCCAAAGUGUAAAACUCCAAUACGCAAAAACCUACGCUAUGGAUCUCACAUCAACGCCAGUCUGGCUGAGAUAGAGAUGGUGAAGAUGAAGAUAAAUGAGCAUCAGGGAGAUAUUGAAGAGUACAGGAAGACCCUUCAAAUUCAGUGGAAGGACAACCUUCUUACCGAUGGCUUGGGUCAGCAAAUGGAAUAUAUGCGCAUCAAUGACCGACUGGAAAAAACUUAUCUCACAGCAAAUGAUCUGUGGGUUGUGGAAAACAAGAUGGAUUUCCUAGUAAGAGUUGCAAAGCUAAGAAAGGUUCAAAGGGAGAACAUGCUACUCAGGCGAAGACUCCCGUUAGAAAAGCUUGCCCAGCAGUUUGAGCACUGGCUCAACAACAUCCACCAAAAAUUCACAGACCAGCAGGUCUUUGAUUUGCAGAGAGAGCUACAGAGACUCACCCUCCUGACUAAGCUCAACGUCUGUUGCCAUAUGGCAGACAAGAGAGGACAAAGUGCCAAAAUUCAGUCCGAGGUACAAACAAUAAAGGAGGUUUUGGAAAAGUGUGGCCAAUUCACAGAGCAAGAUGAACGCAGAGUGACAGAAGCCAUGAAGGAGCUAGACAGCAAGCUUCCACCCACAGGCUUGGGCAUCAGUGAGGAGGAGAGAAAGAUGAUCGUCUCUGCGAUGAAAAUGCCACCUGGACACUGGUACAAAUGUCCCAAUGGCCAUGUCUAUCUCAUAGAUAGAUGCGGAGGGGCCAUGGUAAGUCGACGCUGCCCAGAUUGUGAUGCUGUUAUUGGUGGCGCAAAUCACAGACUGGAAAGUGGCAACCAAGUCGCCUCUGAGAUGGAUGGGUCACAGCACCCUGCUUGGUCUGAAGCCAACAACCAUCAAAACUUUGGUCACUAUGACUUCUAAAAGCCGUCUGAGAGAAGUCUGCCGUUGUCCUGUCUGUCCCAGCUGUUGAUUUUUAUUGUUGUGACCACUUUAAUUCACGCUGGACUAGCAGGAAUCUCUGCAAAAGUAACAGAAUAAUAAGCAGAGCACUCUGCUUGUGCCCGUAAUCUCCUUGCAUGAAAUUGACCUUUGCUGAAAAUACAGACUUUAACAGCAUCAGCAAUAAUCUGCAACACUUUUAUAUCAACAAAUAUCCACUUUUCCUUUAUGAGUUGAUGCUGUAUCUUUUCUGGAGUUUUAACAUUUGUUGCAGUAGACGUGGUAGUGUUCUGGUUUUUAUUCAUGUAUUUUUUUUUAAAAAAAAAAGCUUUGUUGCAAAAAAUAUGUACCGAAGAGCUAUAACAAGCCACAGAACGAGUGAUGGAUCAUCAUUUUUACUCUUUCCUGUAAUUCAUUACAUGUUCAAGCUUCUGUGAGUGACUGUGAGUAACAGUUGUGCUGCACCUUAACAACAGGUGGCAGUAAAACACUGUAAAAUAAAAUACAGAGAGACGACGUGAUAGUUGCCAUGCUUGCAGCUUGCUUUAAUUGAAUAAACCACA
Chelmon rostratus (copperband butterflyfish) is the source of this 7170-nucleotide messenger RNA. It is a transcript of the gene znfx1, whose product is annotated as zinc finger, NFX1-type containing 1. Gene Ontology annotation, molecular function: helicase activity; zinc ion binding. The record is from RefSeq and is a predicted model, not a curated record. Gene Ontology annotation, cellular component: nuclear RNA-directed RNA polymerase complex; nucleus. Gene Ontology annotation, biological process: regulatory ncRNA-mediated heterochromatin formation. Lineage: Eukaryota; Metazoa; Chordata; Actinopteri; Chaetodontiformes; Chaetodontidae. The transcript has 19 exons. The coding region runs from base 707 to 6589 and encodes 1960 amino acids.